AUGUCUUCAGCUGAUCAUCACCACGACUUGGAGGGCAAAUACCCACCACCACCAGCUGUUGCUGUAUCACCCCCAAUCGCCAAUCCAGGUCCUUUGGGUCUUAGUGCUUUUGCCUUGACGACCUUUGUCCUUUCUCUUCAUAAUGCCAACGCUGGUAUGCCUGAUGGUACCCCAAGCAAUGUCGUUGUUGGUCUUGCUUUCUUUUAUGGUGGUCUUGUACAACUUUUGGCUGGUAUGUGGGAAUUCAAGACGGGCAACACAUUUGGUGCCACUGCCUUCUCCAGCUAUGGUGGUUUUUGGCUCUCUUAUGCCAUCAUGUUCAUUCCCGGAGCAAACAUCUUGGGUGCCUAUGAAAAGGUGCCUGAUCAGCUUCAUCACUCCCUUGGUAUCUUUUUGGUUGCAUGGGCCAUUUUCACUGGUAUCAUGUUGAUUGCUACCCACCGAGCCAACAUUGCUCUUAUGGUCCUUUUCUUCUGUUUGGAGAUCACCUUUAUUUUGUUGGCAGCCUCUGAUCUCAACGGCAGCACCCCCUGCAAGGUGGGUGGUGGUGCCAUGGGUGUUGUCACCGCCGUCAUUGCAUGGUAUAUUGCAUUGGCAGGCUUGUUGACCAAGGAAUCAUCACACUUCACCCUCCCUGUUGGUCCUCUUUCUUAA
This is a messenger RNA of Lichtheimia ornata, 654 nucleotides long. RefSeq lists its product as uncharacterized. Gene Ontology annotation, molecular function: acetate transmembrane transporter activity. The transcript has 2 exons. The record is from RefSeq and is a predicted model, not a curated record. NCBI's taxonomy places the organism in Eukaryota, Fungi, Mucoromycota, Mucoromycetes, Mucorales, Lichtheimiaceae. Gene Ontology annotation, cellular component: plasma membrane. Bases 1 to 654 code for a protein of 217 amino acids.